AAAUAAAGGAUAAUAUCUAAUUUUAUAGACAAUCAUAAACUGCAAAAUAUAAAAUAAUAAUGAUAAUAAUAAUCGUGUAAAUAAAUAAUUUUAUAUUGGUGUACGUAAUAGGUUGCCUUGGGUACCCCAGGCAACGGUGUUUUAACAUUUAACGUAAACAAACUGAUUUAUUAACUCAUCCAUUGUCUUGACACAUAUAGACACCUCCAAAAAAGGAUUAGCUCUUGCUAUUUGGUAUCGAUAGCAGUUACUAUUUUAUCUAUUCAUACAUAUAUAUUAUUGCGAGAGUUUAAUAAAGGUAAGAAUAUAAAAAAUGACGUCUUUGGACAUACGCCAGCAAAAAUUAGAGCAACAAAGGCAGAUUAUUGCGCAAAAAAUGAGACAGAAAAGGCAAACUGGAGCCGCUGGUAUGGUCCAGGCUUCGGCUAUACCUGGUGCUACUUUUAUUAGUCCUACUGGGAAGUGGGUUGCUCCUGUUAAUGAUAUUCGUGUUUUUGAUGGAUCAAUGCAAUACACAAUGUCACCAACAAAAAGCAAUAAAAAUCUCAGUGACAUUAAAACUCCGACUGUCGAAUUGCAACACACGGACAAUGUGUUUGACGAAGCUUUAGAGACUAGAGACUGCGUUGACGAAGAAUCUUCACCGCUGGACACUCGAUUAGGUGGCGAGCCGAUUUCCCUGAGGUCUACGCUUCCAGUAGCUCCUUCGGAUCCGGAUGCUGUUAUCGUUAACCGUGAAAAUAACUCAAAUAGCCCGGAGUUGGAAGGAAAUGUUGAAGGUAAUAUUGAGCAAUUUGUACUACAGCCGGCAAAUAAAAAAAUGCAUUACAAAUGUCGGAUUACAAGAGAUCGUAAAGGUAUGGAUCGUGGAUUUUAUCCCACGUAUUUUUUACAUCUCGAACGUGAUUAUGGUAAAAAGGUAUUUUUAUUGGCUGCGAGAAAACGUAAAAAAAGUAAAACGAGUAAUUACUUAAUAUCUACGGACCCAACGGAUUUAUCCCGUGACGCAGAGUCAUUCGUUGGUAAGCUGCGGUCGAAUUUGAUUGGCACACAAUUCACAGUCUACGACAAUGGAUACUCACUAAUGAAGGAUGAUAAAAAGCACAAUGAAAGAGCUAAUCCGCGGCAAGAAUUGGCGGCUGUUGUCUAUGAUACCAAUGUACUAGGUUUCAAAGGUCCUAGAAAAAUGACUGUCAUCAUUCCCGGAAUGACACCUGAUCAAAAACGAAUAUCUAUUUGUCCUCGUGAUGAUUCUGAAACACUUUUAGAAAGUUGGAAAAUGAAAAAUAUGGAUAAUUUAAUUGAGUUACAUAAUAAAACUCCAGUAUGGAAUGAUGACACGCAAUCAUAUGUUCUUAAUUUCCACGGAAGAGUUACACAGGCAUCUGUUAAAAAUUUUCAAGUUGUACACGAUACUGACACGGAUUACGUUGUAAUGCAGUUUGGACGUGUCGCUGAAGAUGUAUUUACAAUGGAUUAUCGUUUUCCAUUAUGUGCAUUGCAGGCUUUUGCUAUCGCACUGAGUAGUUUUGAUGGUAAACUUGCAUGUGAAUGAGUUUUGAUAAAUUGAUAAAUUAUAUACUUAUUAACUUAUUAAUAAAAAAAAAAAUCUACAAAUCAUAAAUAUCAAUAAAUAAAAUC
Cotesia glomerata is the source of this 1641-nucleotide messenger RNA. RefSeq names its product protein king tubby 1 (gene ktub). The record is from RefSeq and is a predicted model, not a curated record. Gene Ontology annotation, cellular component: cilium. Bases 314 to 1555 code for a protein of 413 amino acids. Lineage: Eukaryota; Metazoa; Arthropoda; Insecta; Hymenoptera; Braconidae. The transcript is spliced from 7 exons. Gene Ontology annotation, biological process: protein localization to cilium.